Molecule: messenger RNA, 3054 nt
Organism: Chrysemys picta bellii (western painted turtle)
Lineage: Eukaryota; Metazoa; Chordata; Testudines; Emydidae
Source: RefSeq, a predicted model, not a curated record
CACAGAGAGAUCUCCCAGAAUGAUGCCUUGGAAGUCAUAGAAGCUAAUGUGUUUUCCAGCCUUCCCAAACUACAUGAAAUAAGAAUUGAGAAAGCAAAUAACCUUGUGUACAUUGACCAAGACGCCUUCCAGAAUCUUCCUAGCCUCAAAUAUCUGUCAAUAUCAAACACUGGCAUUAAGUUUUUACCUACUGUACAUAAGCUACAAUCUCUCCAGAAAGUUGUAUUAGAUAUUCAAGAUAAUAUAAAUAUACGUACAAUUGAAAGGAAUUCCUUCAUGGGCCUGAGUUCUGAAAGUGUCAUUAUACGACUGAAUAAAAAUGGAAUUCGGGAAAUUCAGAAUCAUGCAUUUAAUGGAACCUACUUGGAUGAGCUAAAUCUUAGUGAUAAUCACAAUCUAGAAAAAUUAUCUAAUGAGGUUUUCCAAGGAGCCAAUGGCCCAGUUGUUCUGGAUAUUUCAAAGACAAGAAUCAGUUUCCUGCCUGCCUAUGGAUUAGAAAAUAUUAAGAAGCUAAGAGCACGAUCUACCUACAAUUUAAAAAAGCUGCCUGCCUUAGAGAACUUUGUUGCACUGAUUGAAGCUAACCUCACCUAUCCUAGCCAUUGCUGUGCAUUCACAAAUUGGAAAAGACAAAUUUUUGCAUUGCAUCCAAUAUGUAAUAAAUCUGAUGUCAUGCAAGAUGCUGAUGAGCAGCCUGCGGACAGGGUGCACAGAAGAUCUGCAGCUGAGGAUUACAUUUCCAACUACAUAGGUUUUGACUCACUAGAAAAUGAAUUUGACUUUGACUACGGCUUAUGUAAUGAAGUAGUACAUGUGGCUUGCUCUCCUAAGCCUGAUGCCUUCAAUCCUUGUGAAGAUAUCAUGGGAUACAAUAUUCUCAGAGUCCUGAUAUGGUUUAUCAACAUUCUAGCUAUCACUGGGAACAUCACUGUAUUGGUUAUUUUAAUAAGCAGUCAAUAUAAACUCACUGUCCCUCGGUUUCUAAUGUGCAAUCUUGCAUUUGCAGACCUUUGUAUAGGCAUCUAUCUGUUGUUGAUUGCAUCUGUAGAUAUACAGACCAAAAGCCAGUAUUACAACUAUGCCAUAGACUGGCAAACUGGUGCGGGAUGCAGUGCUGCAGGGUUUUUCACUGUGUUUGCGAGCGAACUUUCAGUUUACACACUGACUGUGAUCACUCUGGAAAGAUGGCAUACAAUCACCUAUGCCAUGCAACUGGACCGCAAGGUUCGAUUUCGGCACGCCAUGGUUAUUAUGAUUUUUGGUUGGAUGUUUGCCUUCACUGUGGCCCUUCUUCCCAUAUUUGGAGUCAGCAGCUACAUGAAAGUCAGCAUUUGCUUGCCCAUGGAUAUAGAAACACCCCUUUCCCAGGCUUAUAUCAUAUUCCUUUUAGUACUGAAUGUUCUUGCAUUUAUGAUCAUCUGUACCUGUUACAUCUGCAUCUACUUUACAGUGAGAAACCCUAAUGUCAUCUCUUCAAACAGUGACACCAAAAUUGCCAAGCGCAUGGCUAUACUGAUCUUCACCGAUUUUCUGUGCAUGGCACCAAUAUCUUUUUUUGCAAUAUCGGCAUCACUCAAGCUUCCUCUCAUCACUGUGUCCAAAUCCAAGAUCCUCCUGGUUUUGUUCUACCCUAUCAAUUCAUGUGCCAAUCCUUUCUUGUAUGCAAUUUUCACAAAGACCUUCCGCAGAGAUUUCUUCAUUUUACUGAGCAAGUUUGGUUGCUGCGAAAUGCAAGCCCAAAUUUAUAGAACAGAGACUUCCUCAUCUGUCCAUAAUUCCCAUAUGAGAAAUGGCCAUUGUACUCCAGCUUCUAAAACCAGUGAUGGAACUAUUUAUUCAUUAGUUCCUCUGAAUCACUUGAACUGAAAUAUUUGUGUGGAUUUACGUAUAUGGCAGCAUGAUUGUUUUUAACUGUGAAUUUGUAAAAUGAUUUUAACAUAACAUGUAAAGGUAUAUUUUCAAUGGGAAAACAUUUUUAUUUUCUGCUGUACGUUUUAUUUUUAUGAACAGCCAGCAAAAGUGACAUAUCAUCUUCAGUUUUUGAAGGACAACCAACAAAACUUCAGUUAACACUUUUUUGAAGAAUGUCUCAAGAAUGACAAACUCUGGAGAAUGUAUUCUCUCCCCACACUUUUCUAAAGUUGUCCUAGGAUAUGUAAUGCAUUGUGUUUGAGAAUCCAGUGUUGAGUAAGAAUGCAGAAUUAAAAUGUUUUGCUGUAAAACAUACUAGAGAUCUUGUUAAGGGUACAAUAACUUGACAAAGUAGUAAUAUAAACUACACAUUCAUAGAAUCAUAGAAUAUCAGGGUUGGAAGGGACCUCAAGAGGUCAUCUAGUCCAACCCCCUGCUCAAAGCAGGACCAAUUCCUGACAUUCAGCUGACAAAAGCUAAAGUGCAAGAUUAUUUCACUUACCCCCGCACAUUGGUAUUGGAAGAGGAGAUUUUGGUCCACAUUGUUUUUGUUUCCAUCACCAAAGCAGGGGCUAAAAGGCACCUUCAAGUCAGUACUGGUCCAUUUCUGACCCAAAUCCAUGUGAUGGGAAGUGCACGUAAAAGUACACUAGCAAAUGGUUGAUACACUUUUCCUUAGUGAGCUGAAUGUAGUUGCAGAAGUCGCUCUCAUUUCAAAACAACAUUGUUUGAAUCUGGUGAUUAAGAGUAUUUGUGACUUUGUACCACCAGAUUCUGACACGUGAAUGGACAAACACCUUGAUCCUGCAAGUCCCUUUGGGCACCUGUAGCAAGCUGCAUUGAACUUGGAGGGAAGAGCACAGGCUGCAGGAGGACAGAGUUUGGCGGAGGCAACAGCCAAUUUGUAUGCACUUGAUUUGGUUCCUCUAGCACUUGCACCAGGAAAUUGUCCCCUACACUUUCCAAAAACUUCCUGGAUUGUCUAUGCACUGCUGUAUUGCUCUCCCAGCAGAUAUUGGGGUGAUUGACAUCCCCCAUGAGAACCAGGGCAUUUCCACCUUAUCCCCCUGAUAUGGUGGUCUAUAGCAGACUCCCACCAUGACGUCACCCUUGUUGCUCACACUUCUAAACUUAAUCCAGAGA